This is a messenger RNA of Lepidothrix coronata (blue-crowned manakin), 11702 nucleotides long. RefSeq names its product roundabout guidance receptor 2 (gene ROBO2). The record is from RefSeq and is a predicted model, not a curated record. Bases 626 to 5191 code for a protein of 1521 amino acids. Gene Ontology annotation, molecular function: protein binding. NCBI's taxonomy places the organism in Eukaryota, Metazoa, Chordata, Aves, Passeriformes, Pipridae. The transcript has 30 exons.
UGAGAAAGCAAGCCGUUCCCCUCCCGUGUAGCACAUUGCCUGGGCGUUCCUAUUAUGGAAGUUAAGUGAGAAACUCUGCAGCUUGAACUGAUUUGGGGAGAGAAAGGGAGAGAAAAGGGUAGGGGGAGGGCGAGAGGAAAGCAAGAUAGCCGAACCAAGCCAAUGGUUUUCCUGCAAAGUGCCGGGAAGUUUGUGGAGCGCUUUCUAGGAAUCAGGUCCUUUCUCAGAGUCUCUCCUUGUCUUCCGAAGAAAGAGCUUGCUUUUGGAUUGCCAUGGAUCCUAAAGAGAGUCUUAGACACACUUGAAUAAUUCCUCUGCUCGGGCUGGAUUGGUGGGAAUUUAGGAAGGAGCGUGUGUGCAAAGCAGAAGCCUCCGGAGCUCACUCGCUGCUCUAAUCUGUAUGGAUCUAAAAGUGUCACAUUCAAGACCUUUGCAUCUGCAGCUUUUGAUUUCAAGAUUUCCCUUUCCACUUUAAGUAGCUGCUAGGAAACUGAAAACUUUUGGACCUACCUCUUACUGGCUUUGGAUACUUCUUUUUCUUUCUUUUUUUUUUCCUUUUUCUUUUUUUUUUGAUCUCUGUGGAAUUAGUCUCGCAAGCGAUCGGGAUUGCUUUUACUAUGUCAAAAUGGGUCUGCUGACGCCACUCCUGCUCUUCGGAUUUGCAUUUUUUCAAGUCUAUGGAUCCCGUCUCCGCCAGGAGGACUUUCCGCCCCGGAUCGUCGAGCACCCUUCAGACGUGAUAGUGUCUAAAGGAGAGCCAACAACUCUGAACUGCAAAGCCGAGGGACGGCCGACCCCCACCAUCGAGUGGUACAAGGAUGGGGAGCGGGUGGAGACGGACAAGGACGACCCGCGCUCCCACCGCAUGCUGCUGCCCAGCGGCUCUUUGUUUUUCUUGCGCAUCGUGCACGGGCGCAGGAGCAAACCCGACGAAGGAAGUUACGUCUGCGUAGCGAGGAACUACCUCGGAGAAGCCGUGAGUCGCAACGCGUCUCUGGAAGUGGCAUUGCUACGGGAUGACUUCCGCCAGAACCCUACAGAUGUGGUGGUGGCAGCUGGAGAGCCUGCCAUCCUGGAGUGCCAGCCGCCUCGAGGACACCCUGAGCCCACCAUCUACUGGAAGAAGGAUAAAGUCCGCAUUGAUGACAGGGAGGAGCGGAUCAGUAUCCGUGGCGGGAAGCUGAUGAUCUCCAACACCAGGAAGAGCGACGCGGGCAUGUACACCUGUGUGGGGACCAACAUGGUGGGGGAGCGGGACAGCGACCCCGCAGAGCUCACUGUCUUCGAGCGGCCCACGUUUCUCAGGCGACCGAUAAACCAAGUGGUGCUGGAGGAGGAGGCCGUGGAUUUCCGGUGCCAGGUGCAGGGGGAUCCCACACCCACAGUCCGGUGGAAGAAAGAUGAUGCAGAUUUACCGAGAGGAAGGUAUGACAUCAAAGACGACUACACUCUGCGCAUCAAGAAAGCCACGAGCACGGAUGAGGGAACCUACACUUGCAUUGCUGAGAACAGAGUUGGAAAAGUGGAAGCCUCUGCUACCCUCACUGUGCGAGCUCGCCCCGUUGCUCCUCCACAGUUUGUAGUGAGACCACGAGACCAGAUUGUAGCCCAAGGUCGAACAGUGACUUUUCCUUGUGAAACUAAAGGAAAUCCCCAGCCAGCUGUUUUCUGGCAAAAAGAGGGAAGUCAGAACCUACUCUUCCCAAACCAGCCUCUCCAGCCCAACAGCAGAUACUCGGUGUCACCGACCGGAGACCUCACCAUUACCAACAUCCAGCGCUCGGAUGCAGGAUACUACAUCUGUCAGGCACUGACGGUUGCUGGAAGCAUUUUAGCAAAGGCUCAGCUGGAGGUUACUGAUGUCUUGACAGAUAGGCCUCCACCCAUCAUCCUCCAGGGACCCAUCAACCAGACACUGGCAGUGGAUGGCACAGCUCUGCUGAAGUGCAAGGCCACCGGUGACCCCCUCCCUGUCAUCAGCUGGUUGAAAGAAGGAUUCACCUUCCUGGGUCGAGACCCUCGGACGUCCAUACAGGACCAGGGGACGCUUCAAAUCAAAGCGCUGCGGCUGUCUGAUACUGGGACUUACACUUGCGUGGCUACAAGUUCCAGUGGGGAGACCUCUUGGAGUGCUGUGCUGGAGGUGACAGAAUCCGGUGGAGCAACAGUCAGUAAAAAUUAUGAUAUAAAUGACCUCCCUGGGCCACCAUCCAAACCUCAGGUCACUGAUGUUACUAAGAACAGUGUCACCCUGUCCUGGCAGCCAGGGACCCCUGGAAGCCUACCAGCCAGUGCAUAUAUCAUUGAGGCUUUUAGUCAGUCUGUGAGCAACAGUUGGCAGACAGUGGCAAACCACGUGAAGAGCACCCUCUACACUGUGAGGGGCCUGCGCCCCAACACGAUCUACCUGUUCAUGGUGAGAGCCAUCAAUUCACAGGGCCUGAGUGACCCCAGCCCCAUGUCAGACCCUGUCAGAACACAAGAUAUCAGCCCCCCAGCACAAGGUGUGGAUCACAGGCAAGUCCAGAAAGAACUGGGAGACGUCAUUGUACGGCUGCACAAUCCUGUCGUGCUGACACCCACGACAGUUCAAGUCACCUGGACGGUUGACCGCCAGUCCCAGUUUAUUCAGGGCUACAGGGUGAUGUACCGCCAAACGUCUGGCCUGCCUUCUCCAGCUGUGUGGCAGAAUUUGGAGGUCAAAGUCCCCACUGAACGCAGUGCUGUCCUCGUCAGCUUGAAGAAGGGGGUCACUUAUGAAAUAAAGGUUCGCCCUUAUUUCAAUGAAUUCCAAGGAAUGGACAGUGAAUCCAAAUCUGCUCGUACCACAGAGGAAGCUCCAAGUGCCCCUCCUCAGUCUGUUACUGUCCUGACAGUUGGAAACCACAACAGCACGAGCAUCAGCAUCUCCUGGGAUCCUCCCCCUCCAGAUCACCAAAAUGGAGUCAUCCAGGAGUAUAAGAUCUGGUGCCUAGGUAAUGAGACUCGAUUUCAUAUCAACAAAACAGUAGAUGCAGCCAUUCGGUCUGUAGUAAUAGGUGGCCUAUAUCCAGGUAUUCAGUACCGCGUGGAAGUUGCUGCAAGCACCAGUGCAGGUGUGGGAGUAAAAAGUGAGCCACAGCCCAUAAUAAUUGGAGGCCGUAAUGAAGUUGUCAUCACCGAAAAUAACAACAGCAUAACUGAGCAAAUCACUGAUGUUGUCAAACAGCCUGCCUUUAUAGCUGGCAUCGGUGGGGCAUGUUGGGUGAUUCUGAUGGGUUUCAGCAUCUGGCUGUACUGGCGAAGAAAGAAGAGGAAGGGGCUCAGCAAUUACGCUGUUCAGUCCUUCACCUUCACCCCUGCAGUCACUUUCCAAAGAGGAGAUGGAGGACUAAUGAGCAAUGGAAGUCGACCAGGUCUCUUGAAUGCAAGUGACCCCAGUUAUCCUUGGCUUGCAGACUCCUGGCCUGCCACAAGUCUGCCAGUAAACAACAGCACUAGUGGACCCAAUGAUCUUGGCAAUUUUGGUCGUGGAGAUGUGCUGCCACCAGUGCCAGGGCAAGGAGAUAAAACUGCUACUAUGCUUUCUGAUGGAGCCAUUUACAGCAGCAUCGACUUCACCACGAAAACCAGUUACAACAGUUCCAGCCAAAUAACGCAAGCUACACCAUAUGCCACCACCCAGAUACUGCAUUCCAACAGCAUCCAUGAGCUGGCUGUCGAUUUACCUGAUCCUCAGUGGAAAAGCUCAAUUCAGCAAAAAAAUGACCUGAUGGGAUUUGGUUACUCUCUCCCAGACCAAGGCAAAGGCAACAAUGCCUUGCUUUACAUCCCUGACUACCGGGUGGCUGAGGGACUGGCUAAUAGAUUGCCACACAACCAGUCACAGGAUUUCAGCACCACCAGCUCCCACAACAGCUCCGAAAGGAGUGGCAGCCUCUCAGGUGGCAAAGGAGGGAAAAAGAAGAAAAACAAAAAUACUGCCAAGCCCCAGAAAAGUAAUGGUUCAAACUGGGCCAGUGUUCCCCUCCCACCCCCUCCUGUGCAGCCACUUCCAGGCACAGAGCUGGAACACUAUGGGGUGGAUCAGCAAGAAGCAGGAUACGACAGUGAUGGUUGGUGUCCGCCUUUGCCAGUUCAGACCUACCUACAUCAGGGCAUGGAGGAUGAGCUUGAAGAAGAUGAUGAUCGUGUUCCCACACCCCCUGUCCGAGGAGUAGCUUCAUCACCUGCCAUCUCCUUUGGGCAACAGUCGACUGCAACCCUCACGCCUUCCCCACGAGAGGAGAUGCAGCCAAUGCUUCAAGCUCACCUUGAUGAAUUAACAAGGGCUUACCAGUUUGAUAUAGCAAAGCAGACAUGGCACAUCCAAAGCAAUACACAACCUCCUCAGGCUCCCGUUCCGCCCCUAGGAUAUGUAUCUGGAAACCUUAUUUCAGAUUUGGAAACAGAUGUUCCAGAUGAGGAUGAUGAUGAAGAUGAUAUUGAAGAAGAAACUGUAGAAAUCAGUAGGCCACUAAGAGGUCUAGAACAUACUCCAGGCUCCAGUAUGGACAAUCUAGACAGCUCUGUGACAGGCAAAGCAUAUUCUUCCUCUCAGAGACCUCGGCCGAGCAGUCCUUUUUCUACUGACAGCAACACCAGUGCAGCUGUCAAUCAGGGUCAGAGGCCGAGGCCCACUAAAAAACACAAGGGAGGACGGUUGGACCAGCCCCCUUUGCCUCAUCGUAGGGAGGGAAUCACAGACGAUCUUCCACCACCACCCGACCCGCCCCCUGGUCAGGGUUUAAGGCAGCCCAUAGUCCCCGGCCAGCGCGGAGGCUCGGCAGAGAGGAAAGGAAGCUCUCUUGAGAGGCAGCAUGCACCGAACGUAGAUGAGACAAAGAGCUCCCUGGACCGGCAAGCUAGGACAUCUCUAGAGUGGCAGCGGCAAACCCAGGAGUGGAUAAGCUCUACAGACCGCCAAGAGGAUUUCAGGAAAGCCCAACACAAACAAGCCUUCGGAUCAGAAGAGGCACUCGUACCAUAUAGUAAACCCAACUUCCCAUCCCCUGGUGGCCACAGCUCUUCAGGAACAUCUUCUUCUAAAGGAUCGACUGGACCUAGAAAAGGUGAAGUCUUGCGAGGAGGUCACCAACGCAAUGCCAGUGACCUUCUCGAUAUAGGCUAUGUGGGAUCAAACAGUCAAGGACAGUUUACUGGUGAAUUAUAGUAGUUGAGAAGACACAUUGCAAGCUGCUCUCUGAUGGACCAUCAGGUCUGAACUCAUGGAAGUGAUGACACUAAACAGUGCAAUGAACAUUUUCUUUAUUUAUGUACUAUUAAAAGAACUGUAAAUGCAAUGUAAAGACACACAGCCACACAUAUCCCACAGAUUCUUUACUUGUGUUCUUCUCUUUAAUACACCAUCCACCUUAAACUAUUCCUUGUCAGGAGUAUAUAAAAAAGAAAGAAAAAAAAAAUCACCCUCCAGGAUGAAAAGGAUUUCCUUCUGUAUAUAAUUUCUUUUGUUGCAUUGCUAUGCAAGCUCACCUUCUUUUUAGCUAUGUUCAUAUUCAUGUCUGUUUUUACUGGUCUGUUGUACUAUAUGUGAAUUAAUAGGCUGUGGUGCCAUAUAUUAACUUUUAAUUGUGUAACUUUUAUGUUUAAAGUUUGCACUGCAAUUUUAUUUGGUGAUAAGCACAAAACUCUACUCCUCAUGACAUGAAGAAAAAAAAGAGACUGAAUGUGUGGAGAAGGUUUACGUCCUGUAAGCUACUUUGGAUAACGCUGGAUGUAAAGGAGUAUGUUAGGUGGUUUUCCAUUGGGGUGUAGAAAUGAGAAAGUGACAGGCAAAACUAAUGUCAGUGAAGACAUUAGAGACAGAUUUAAAUCUUUUAAAAGCAAGCAACAUAGUUGCUCUUCCUAUUUAAGAAGGGGUCAAAAGUUGGAAGUGUGAGGUUAAAGGGCGAAUAUGAAAAUUAAAGGUAGCAUGAGAUGGCCUAGACCCUUUCACUAGAAUGAUGCCCUUAGUAUCUGUUUUUAGCCAUCCCAUGCCACUAAGUGAAGGGGAAGAAAAACAAACCUUGCUACAAACAAAAGAACUUAAGGUGUUUCACUAAAGCUGUUUUUAUAUUGCAGUUUUAAAGGAAUUAUUACCGUUAAUUUCUCCAGCCCAAAAUGUAAGACAGAGAUUUUCCAGGAGAAAAAACCCAAUAUAAACGCAAGGAAUACCCACCAAGAAGUUAAGAAUGCAAUUUAUUGUUAAGACAUAUUCAGGCUGCUUCCAAAAAAUUGAAAUGUCAGAGUAUCUUAUUUCAUCUUUCCAAUACAUGUACAGUAGAAUAGAAGAUAGAGCUGCACCACUGAAAUUCAUGACAUUAAUUGUUUUGAUGCAGUCUACACAACCCUUUCUGUUCUGUUACUUGAAGUCUGCAAGAGUUGAAGUUGGAUCCACUAAAUUUGUAGUAAAGUGUUUAGUGUUUGGAAGGAAAGCAACAGUCAAACUAUUUUCGACUUCCAUUAAAUAUAUUUCUGGCAAUACACUACAUCCAAAAGCUGGAUACAAGCAAAGAAAAUCUUUGACCUGUGUCUUAGUGAGUGGCUUCAAACCCUACUAUGAUGAGGAAAUAACACAUGUUUAUACACUUUUUGAAUAAACCAGACUCUGUAAGUGGACAUUAAUGACAGCAUCCUGUCUCUUCAUUAAUUUUCAUGACUUUGUCCAAAUCUUCUGUACUUCUCAAAUCUCAAUGAGUAAAUUGUCAAGCUUUUCUUAGAAUAUUAUAUGUGGAUAGCCCACCCAUUGCUUUGAUGCUUAAUUAAAAUAUUAAAUCUUACAGCUUAUUUCUGUUAGUUAUCUGAUCAUGAACAUAAGUUUCCAUUGAAUACCUUUUUCAUAUAACCAGUCUAUGUUGUUUUAUAUAUUGCCUUGGAGCUCACCAGUAUUAAGAACACUUUUAGUAAUGGCAGAAUUUUAGAAAAGUAAAUUACAAUGCUGAAUAUGUGUUGCUUUUCAUUUCAUUAACUUGUUCCAUGAUAAGAUAAAACACUACAGCCAUCAACUAUAACUCAGCACUACUGAGUAUUUAAAAAAAGUUAGUUAACUUCCUUAAGUCAAGAUGUGUUAUUUAGCAGGUUACAAACAAAAAAACUUGAGAAAAAAAAGUAUGAAUUUAUUUAUAUAUGUGACCAAUGAGUAUAUGUCAUUUUCCUGCAUGUUAAAACACUACAGUUAAAAACAGUGCUUAAAAAUGUUCAAGUAAGAUAAAGAAUGCAUCAUAAUUACAUAUAUUUGGUUUUAUUUUGAUAUUAUCAUAUAAAGAGAUGACUAUUCAGAGUACAAUUCAAAUUUAAUUCUCUGGAAAAUGUUUAACUCAGUCACGGAUUGAUUUUUUUCCUUUUAAUUCAAAAGCUUGUGCUGAGCUUUGGUGGAACACCUUACUAACUAUAUUCUAUUCAAAAUUCAGUAUCAUUAGAGGUUGAUAAAGCCAUCCCAAUUACUUUCGAAUAUGUGUUUUAUCUCUUCCACUGGAAAGUAAAUGUGUGUCAGUAUUAAAGCUGUGCAGUACCAUGAUAUUCACUAACUUGUCCAUCUGCUUCUGUACAUUUUUGUUCAUUAAUAAUUUGCUUACAAUAUUACAUAAGGUGUUGUUGUGUAUGGCAAAGUGUCUCCAUUAUCUUACAGGUGAUGUCUCUUCUUUUUUUUUCUCUCUCUCUUUUCUAUACAGUGUACUUCCAAUGAACCACAGUACAUAUUUUUUAAAAUGCCAUUUAAUUUACUAUUUUAAAAGAAGUAUUCUUCUUUUUUAAAAAAAAAUGAAAACAUUUAUUGUGAAUAAUGUGUUUAAAGAAAAGGGUUGUUGUGGCAGCACUUAGAAUUGUUUUUUAAUUUGUUUUUUUUAAAAAAAACCUGUUUAUUGGCUACAGUUUGUUCACGAAAAAGUAUGACCUCUUAAUGUGUUUCAUUGGUAUUGUUAGUGCAGCAAAGUUUAAUUGGCAUAAGAAGUUGGUUAUUAGUACUGUUGAAGUGUGUAUUGUAUAUUUACUGGGGAAAAAAUAAAACAUAUUCACAUUUCAAAUCUAUGUUAAAAGACCUUGAGUAAGGAGUCAAUAUGUGAAAAGGCAAACUGGGAAAAUCAGGCAAUAAUAACAUAGACUGAGCUAUAAUCAUCACUGUCCACUUACAGGUGACGAGGAACGUUUUAUGUGCUGGUUUUUGAACUAAGCUAAGAGUGUUAUAAAUAGGCCAGUGGUAAACAUUGCCUGUCAUAGGGGUUUCUGUUUAAUGUCCUGUCUAUACUGGGAAUAGCUGGACCAGGGUAAUUACACUGCUCCAGCUAUUCUAGCAAACAUCCUCCGUUUGUACACGUGCGCUCUCGAUGUCCAGCCAGGACCCAAGUGCUCAGCUUGCUUUGCUUAAGGCCCAUAAAGCAGUGGAUGUGUAAAACCUGCAUUCCCUGGGCCUGAACCCUUGGAAUUGGGGUUUUGUACUGGUGGAGCUUCUGCCAACCCAGUACAGAACAUUCCCAAAUGGCAAAGAGAUGCCAGGUCAAUUUUUUCUCAGUCUUUGCUGAAGGACCAAAUAGUAAAUGGUUACAUGUGCUUCAGUGGUGUAUUGCUGUAUAGGCAGCCAUUUCAGUGAUGCAAAAAACAGACAUUUCUUGGUUUUGUUAUUUUUUUUAAUUAUUUCUUAAGUCCUUUUCAAGUCAGUAAACCUUUUGAAUACCUUUUGGUUGUCACCUGAAAUGCAACAGAAACACCGUUCCUUGGGAAAAGUACAGAAACAUAAGGUGCAUGGAAUGUUUUAAGUGUAUUAAUUUAACUAUACACCAGUGCAAAAGCAAGAUAUGACUGUUUGAAAUAACUAUAUGCUGGUUUAUGCUUGCCUCAGUCCAUACCUUGCCAGCCAGGAGAAAAGGUGUGUACUAGGGCUGAGAAAGAGCCCUCACAACUGACAGAGGAAAGGUAAUAGGGCUGGGGGAGAUUUUGGCAGGAACUUUUUUUAAAAACAAAAUUACUGGCAGCUCCUUUGACUUAUCUUCAAUAUAUGCAGUUUGGGUUUUUUAUGAUUAAUGGCCUUGUGAAGAUUUAGCAGGGGAAGUAGGAAGAAAAAUACUGGCCUUCUUUUGUAAAGAUAUCGGGGAAACUUGUUUGCCGAGGGGAGGAUUUUUUAAUUUCAUUUUUGUUUUUUUACACAUGUUUUGUGUUCCCUCUCCCUGGAACACAUUAGCUAAAAAAAUAAAUUAUUUUUGAAAACCAUGUGGGAAACAGACAUUUUAUUUAGGAGGUACAUUCAAAUAGCAGGAAAAUGGCAGAAAGUACUACUAAAAUAGGGAACACAUACACUGGCUUAGAAUCAGCCGAGUCCACCACAGUUUCACAUGUAAUUUUGAAUGGUACAGUAAUAUGCAUAACCUUCAUUGCUUCUGGUUUCCAAACCAAAACAAAUUAUCCAAAGUCCAUAGAGGCCUAGAUCCUUGGGACACUAAUUCUAGAACUUUGUUUGAAAUAUGUGGUUAAUCCAAGCACGAUGGGUUUCAGUAGACCCCAGGCACCCCGUGUGUAGAGGCAGGUCACUUCCCUGAGGAUGGAGAUUUUCAGGGCAGGGAAGGUCUUUGAUGAGUUAGGCACUGUGGUGGUUUGCACAGGGACCAUUUCGUCAGGCCAUGUCUCACAUUUUGGGACAUCCUCCCCAGUCCUGCCAUGGUCUCAGUGCUGAGCAGUGGAACACAGCAGAGCAGUGCUACCAAACUCUGCUGUAUGUAGCAUGUUCCCUGCUUCUCUUUAGGACUGACCUUUGCCUGACAAUGCUCCUCACACAAAAUAACAGAUACGACUCGGAGAUUUGUCGUGGGACCCAGAGGAGAAGUAGGGCCAUGCCUGUGUGUUGUGAAGGUGGACUGGUUAUCUGGGGAGAGCCAGCUCUGGGUUCUACUCUUGAUGUGAGGAUUAGAUUCCUCUCUAGCCUGAGUUUGUCUAACUGUUUAGCUACAUCCAGGAAGACCACAGCAGCAAACAAGUUCCUAGAGCACAGCUCAGAGUUGCAGCAUCUCUUCUGGCAUUCAGUCUGUUGUAGACAAUCCUGAGUUGGGUGCCAGCUUCUCGCCACAUCCUGAGGACUCAAAUGGCUUACAGUGACAUUUAGGCAAGUGAGGUUGUUCCUCUCGCUGUGCAGAAUGGGAAAAAAAACCCAAACAAACAAAACAAACAAACAAACAAAAGCAAAACUAAACCUUUCACUUAAACAGAUCUUUUAAAACAAUCCUCAAAAAUCCUAGAAAACAGAGCAUUUCAGAUGUACUCUUGAUGAUUUUUUUUUCUUUUUCUUGGCAUUUUGUUUUUGCUACCAUUGAAAUGAUCUAUUUGGUUUUUUUCAGACCUGCUACACUCUCCCUCCACCCCUUUACCCCCUGCAUUUUCCAGUACUUAUCUCUCAGGUGUAAAGAAGUUAUGGUAGAGAAUAAUUGCAUUUGUGUACUUUCGUUGUUCUAACUUUAAACAACAAGGUGCACAGUUGCAUUCAGCUCAAUUGAUCAAAGCCAGAUGGGGAUGAAAUGUUUGUAGUUGUUGUUUUUGGUUUUUUUUUUCUAAAAAGGCCUGCUACUAUUUGUGCUGAUAUUUGUUCCCCAUUUAUGCUGAUCAGUGCAUCUUUUGCCUUCGAGGAUGCCAUUAGUAAUUCUCCUUUGUGUUCAUAAGCAGGAAUCCAUUGUGCAGCACUUGGAGAGCCACUCGGAUGCAGGUAAAGAAUAUAACAGCUUGAGCAAGUGCUAAUUAGAACCAAUUAAAGUUAAUUGACCUCCUUUGGCAGUAAAAUGCAUAAUAGAACUUGCUCUGUCCUUGCAAAAUGGAGAUCUCGCCUCUAAGCAUAAGAGUGAAGCAGGGUUUCAUGUAGCAGCCUGUAGUAAUUAUGUGGGUAUAACAACCAGGAAGCGGCUUGCUACAAUUUGUUCUAAUAACUGGUCUCUACUGUAUCAGGGCAGUGCAAUAAAAGUGAGAUUUCUGCUUCAGUCUAUUUAAAAACCUAAUUUUUACAGAGCAAAUGAGCGUCCCAAGAUACCGAUACUAAUCUCUAGGAAUGAGUUGGCAGAAAAAAUAAGAGUCCCUUUUAUAGGUAAGUAAUGGUGUGAGCAUAAAAAAGAAGGCAGUUUUUUUGCCUGCCAGCUGGAAAUGUCUCUGAUGCUCAGAGGUUGCGUCUGUCCUGAGUAGUGGGGGUAAGCUCUGGUGGGCCUGCAGUGGUGCCUUGCAAUGAGGUUGCCUCCUGCAGGCUUCUGUUCAAAAAGGGGCACUGGCAUCCAUCCAGCUGAGCUUUGUGCUGCUGUGGGGCUGUACCACUACCGUGGGCACUGGUUUGGACACAGUCAGAGGUAUCCAAAUAAAAGAGAGAGAAAGAGCAGGGGAAAAGAAUGAAUGGUAGGAAAUGUAAAAUUGUGUGAAUUCAAAAGCAUCAGUGGCGGGUGCUAAACUGUACAUCGCUGUGAAAAGUUGAAAAGCCAUUCUUAUUAGCAAAAGAGAAUUGAUCCAGUUUCCAUGACCAUGCUUUGCUGACUUUUUCCUUGGCAGGAACUGAAUGCGACUGAUUUUGCUGCUAACUUGGCCUUACUAUGAACAGCAAUAAAGGUGUUAGUCAGGUGGGGACUUUGAUGUGACCAAUAACAUCACUCUCCCUUCAGGGAAUGUUCUGUGCUGGCUUGUUAAUAAAUUUCUUUCCUAAUGAGUAUCAUUAAAAACCCUUUGAUUAGCUA